Crotalus tigris (Tiger rattlesnake) is the source of this 5431-nucleotide messenger RNA. RefSeq names its product disintegrin and metalloproteinase domain-containing protein 9-like. The record is from RefSeq and is a predicted model, not a curated record. Gene Ontology annotation, molecular function: metalloendopeptidase activity; integrin binding. The coding region runs from base 49 to 2454 and encodes 801 amino acids. Lineage: Eukaryota; Metazoa; Chordata; Lepidosauria; Squamata; Viperidae. The transcript is spliced from 22 exons. Gene Ontology annotation, biological process: cell-cell adhesion mediated by integrin; membrane protein ectodomain proteolysis; transforming growth factor beta receptor signaling pathway. Gene Ontology annotation, cellular component: plasma membrane.
GGCCCGCCUCGCAGCCUCCAUAGCCGGAGCUCCGGUCCGUCGGCGGGGAUGCGGACAGCUGCGGGCGCCCGCGGCUUGCGGCUGCUGCUGCGGCUGCUGCUGCUUUGCCCGGCGCUGAGCUUCCCGGCCGAGCAGCCCGGUUUUCAGCCACUUUCGCAUCUGUCUGCCUACGAAAUUACGGUCCCCAAGAGGAUAGAACGAGAACGGCGAGAAGCCCAGGCACAAAAUAUGGACGGGUUGUCGUUCAGUAUUGUAAUUGAAAGAAAAUCGUAUAUAAUUCAUCUACAAAGGAACAAAGAUCUGGUGUCCCAAGACUUCACAAUUUACACCUACAAUAAAAGUGGAGAUCUGCAAUCAGAAACUCCAGAUCUUCAGAAUCACUGCCACUACCAGGGAUAUGUGGAAGGAAUCUCAGAUUCUACAGUCGCCCUCAGCACCUGCUUCGGGCUCAGGGGCCUGGUGCAGAUCCAGGACACCGCCUACGGCAUUGAGCCCAUCAACUCAACUUCUCGCCACGUUGUUUACCGGAUGGAAAAUGUGAAGAAACUGCCCAGGAGCUGCGGCGUCUCUCAUCUCGAUGGAAAGUGGGAAACUGCAGAUGCUCAGCCCCACUCAGACGUUUCUCUAAUGGAGAGAAGGAAAAGAAGCGUUCUUCAACAGACGAGAUACGUGGAGCUUUUCAUCGUUGUAGACAAAGAAAGGUAUUAUUUGCUAGGCCAGAACAAAACUGCAGUCAGAGAAGAGAUGGUGCAGCUGGCAAACCUCCUGGAUAAUAUGUACCUUAUGCUGAACAUCCGCAUUGUGUUGGUUGGCCUGGAGAUCUGGACCUCUGAGAAUAAGAUCUCGAUCGAAGGAAGUGCCGGAGAUGUCCUUGCCAAAUUCGUGCAGUGGAGAGAGCAGAACCUGGUUCCCCGGCGGCGGCAUGACAGCGCCCAGCUUGUUCUGAGGAAGGAUUUUGGUGGCACAGCUGGGAUGGCUUAUGUGGGGACUGUGUGCUCCAAAAGUCACGCUGGAGGCAUUAAUGUGUUUGGACCCAACAGCGUGCAGGCAUUUGCAUCCAUUGUCGCUCAUGAACUUGGCCACAAUCUGGGCAUGAACCACGACGACGAUAGGAACUGUCGCUGUGAAACAGGCAACUGUAUUAUGAACUCUGGAGCGUCCGGUGCCAGGAAUUUCAGCACCUGCAGUGAGGAAGACUUUGAAAAGCUAACCCUGAACAAGGGCGGAAGCUGCCUUCUCAACUUCCCCAGGCCUGGUGAAACCUACAGCAUCCCGUACUGUGGCAACAAGCUUGUGGAUGCAGGAGAAGAAUGUGACUGUGGGUCAGUGGAGGAGUGUAAAUCUGAUCCCUGUUGUGAGGCAGGAACUUGCAGGCUGCGCUCAGGGUCCAGCUGCGGCUACGGAGAUUGCUGUAAAGAUUGUCAGUAUCUUUCCAAGGGCACUGUGUGCCGUGAGAGCGCCAGCGAGUGCGACCUUCCAGAGUACUGCAAUGGGUCUUCAGCCUUCUGCCCUCAGGAUGUCACGAUCCAGAACGGACACCCUUGCCACCAAGACAAGGCCUACUGCUACGAUGGAGUUUGCCAGGAUUACGAGUUGCAGUGCCAGGAUAUCUUUGGGCCACAAGCCAAGGUUGCCCCGAAAAUUUGUUUCUCGGAUGUGAACUCCAAAGGGGAUCGGUUUGGAAACUGUGGAUAUCAGAACCGUGAAUACAGGAAAUGUUCAAGCUGGAAUGCCUUGUGCGGAAAACUGCAGUGUGAGAAUGUGGAAACUUUGCCGGUCUUUCGGAUCAAGCCUGCCAUUAUCCGAACUCCCAUCAAAGACACGACCUGUUGGGGUGUGGACUUCCAGCUAGGAUCAGAUGUGCCGGAUCCCGGGAUGGUGAACGAAGGCACCAAGUGUGCACCUGGAAAGGUCUGCAAACACUACCAGUGUGUUAAUGCAUCUGUCUUAGAUUAUGACUGUGAUACAAAGAAUAAAUGCAACGGGCACGGGGUAUGCAACAGCAAUAAAAACUGCCAUUGUAAUUCAGAGUGGGCACCUCCCUACUGUGAUUCCCCCGGAUAUGGGGGCAGUAUAGACAGUGGACCUACUUACAAUGACAGGGAUGUUGCAACACGAAACUGGAUACUGGCGUUUGCAUUUAUAGUUCUUCCCAUCGUGAUAGCGGUACUCAUUCUUUAUCGUACAAGAAGUAAAAUAACUUCUUCCUGGUUGCCAUUCACGGACACCUGUUGCAGGUGCUUUCGCAGAUCGGAUAUCCAUAGGCAGCAGGCUGUUCGAACUGAAUGUCCACGCAACUUUCCAUAUUCUUCCAGAAGUGCAUCAUCGUCAGUGGUGGUGUCGUCCAUGGACCAGCAGCGUGUCCCACCAAGGCCUCCACCCCCAGUGAUGAAAACGUCAAAAGCAUCGGAUCAGAUUUUUCCCUCUCGACCAGCACCUUUGCCCCCGAUAUAAGAAAUGCCUCAUUUGCCUUUUGCAAGCCUGCAUCCCACCUUCUGAGGGCUGAGCUGCCUCCACCUUCCAUCCAGCGAUUCUUGACACUGUCUUUUCUUCCUUGGCACUGGAUUAAGAGGAAAGAAAAAAACAGUGGUGAAUACAAAAUGCAAAACUAAGGAAUGUAAACUCUUAUCAGAAUACCUCUCCGGGAACUUAAAUCGCUGAGUUCUGUCAAAAUUGCCCGUGUGUCCACGGCAUUUGGGCUGCACUGCUGGACGAUAUCAGCUUGAACUGGAACGAUGUUUUGGGAUGCAAGGGCAUCUGCCUUCUUUUUAUGAUUAGAUUUAAUCGUACGAUACUUGACACAAGCAAUUCCCCCCACCCACUUGCUAGACCCUGAGGGAUUUUUUUUUUUCAGAAAAUGAAAUAAGUCGAGGCAAGAGGGGCCUAACUGUUUUUAAGGACCAGUAAGCUGAUCAAGAAGGCCAGUCCCAUUUCACUAAAACCUUUACGGUACGGAAAAGCGUGAUUAUCAAAAAAAAAAAAAAUGUAGUUCUGUGUGAUUGGGAGAAAAAUCAGAAGUGGACAGCACUGGUUGCGGGGUGCUGUUCUUUCACCAGGACAUCCUGUGCCUUGGGGGAUAUUGUGGCUAUUCUUGAAUUUUAAAAAUUCUAAAAAUAAUGCAAGCAACGGAUAUGUAUAAAAGUGUGUGUGGCACUUUAAAUCAGAGGUCCCCAAUCUUUUGGGCAUCAGGGACCUGUUCCGUGGAGAGGGGUUUUUCCAUAGACUGGAGAGUGCAUGGAUUUGUGUGUUGCCUGCAUCUCGCGGAUGGGGCUUUACUUGUUUCUGUGGCCCGGUUGCUGGCAUGCCGCAGCUUGGUACUAGUCCACGGACCGGGGGUUGGUGACCCCUGCUUUAAAUGAUAGACAGCCUAAAAUAUGACACAAAGUUUGAGGGUUGCGUGUCAUAUGUUUGAGGGUGCAGCUGUUUCUCAAAAUUCAGAGCUAAGAGGGCAAGUUAUUUCUGUGGCUGGGAGGAUAUAUUUUGACAGCUCCACUUUUCCUACAAAGUUACACCUGUCUUCACCUGUAGUUGCAGUAAGGUAGAUUCAAGCUUCAGUCGAAGGUCUAACCCAGGAACAGAAGCAACAUUAAAUUGCUGUGCGUGGAUUGGAAUUGCUUAUUUGGAAAUCCACGAAGCUAUUCAUAUCCAAGAAAAUGUGAAGAAUGCUGGCUAUGCAAUUUUAUUCUUCUCCACCGAGAAGCCAGACCCACUAAAGUCAUUGGGACUUUUGAUUUAGUGGGUAUAUUAUUGCAAGCUUAUACAUGCAGGGCUGCCAGCUCAAGGGCUCUGACUGUUCAUCGUUCACCCUGACGUUGUUUUGUAUUGAAAAGAGAUAGAAGAAUUAGUAGGAAGACAGGAGGAGAUUAUAAAUGGAAGAUGAGCCAUCUUCCUACUCAGGUGUGUGUAUAUGUACAGGAUGUGGUCAAAAAGUCCAAAGUGCUGGCCCUGAUAUUGUGAUCAAAGGUCUUCUCCUUUGAGUGCACCUGCAAUAAAUUGGGCGGAUCUUCAGUCACAUUACAGGUAGUCCUCCUUUAGCGACCAUGCUUGGGAUCAGCAACUCAGUCAUUAAAUGAAGUAGUUGCCAGUUGAAACCGCAACUAUGUUAUGGUCUUCAUUCAGCUUUCCUUUGCUCUACAUCAGGGGGUCUUCAAACUUGGCCCUUUGAUGACUUGUGGACUUCACCUCCCAGAAUUCCUCAGCCAGGCACGUGUGCCUGGCUGAGGAAUUCUGGGAGUUGAAGUCCACAAGUCAUCAAAGGGCCAGGUUUGAAGACCCCUGCUCUACAGACCUGCAAGGAUCAUCAGUGGUUGUACUUUUUCAUCCUCUUUGUAAGUGUGCAUGAUUGCUAAAUGAGACGGUCGCUAAAUGAGGACCGCCUAUAUUAUGACGAGCAACUUGAGUUUUUUUUUUUUUACCAUGCCUUGCGGACACCCCUGCUUCUGCCAGAAUUGAGGCAGGGCAAUUGCACAACAAACCUCUGGGUUCCUCCUUCUUCCUCAAAGCUAAUACAUUGUUAGCAUGUACAUAAUUUUUAACACUGUGUGUAACUGUGAACACAUAUUAAACAGCUAAUUCUCUCUCUGCUGGCUGAUCUUACAAGUGUGUUUAAUAAAUUUUUUUAGGGAAGUUUAAUCAGUUUCAGCUAACAAGAACUAACCCAGGACAUUUGACUUAAUAACCAUGAUUGGUUCCUUGAAAUGAUGGUACAGGAAUUGCGCCUUGGUGCCCCCCCAAAAUUGGUGGAAACUUAACCAAAGGUGGCAUUUCAACUGUACACUUUUCCCCAAAGGCUUCUACAAUUUUGGCCACUACUGUAGUUCACAGUGGACUGCGGAUUCUUGCAAAUCAGUGUAUUAAAGACUGAAAUAAUGAUGAAUAAUUAUGUUGGCUUAUUCCUAAGUGGCAUUAGCUGUUCAAUAUUCAGAUAGUCCUCGACAACCACAAUUUGGGGCCAGAAUGUCCAUUGCUGAACAAGGCUGUUUUGAAGUGAAUUGUGCCAGUUUUACAACCUUUAUUGCUAUUGGUAAGCAAUCACUGCAGUUGUGAAGCAAAUCAUAUGAUAAGCGAAUCUGGCUUCCCCCCCCCCAUAGACUUUGCUUGUCAGAAGCUGGCUAGAAAGGUCCCAAAUGACAAUCACACCCAGGGAUGCUGCAACUGUUAUAAAGACGUGCUGUGGCCAAGCACCUGAAUUUUGAUUACAUGAUCGUGGGGAUGCACCAUCAGUUGUGAAUGCAAAGAUUAUUAUUUUUUUCUUUUUUUGACACGUUACUUUUUACAUAAGUUCCUGCGGUCACUAAAUGAAUGGUUGUGAGGAGUAUCUGGACUCUUGUUUGGUAAAUGUACACAUCAUUCUUGCCAAAAGAGAGUUUUUAACAGCGUUUGUAUAUAUUUAUUUGUGUUAAUAAAAUGUUUGAAUGAUUUAGUCUCAAAA